Messenger RNA from Nicotiana tabacum (common tobacco), 583 nucleotides. Its product is annotated as subtilisin inhibitor-like. NCBI's taxonomy places the organism in Eukaryota, Viridiplantae, Streptophyta, Magnoliopsida, Solanales, Solanaceae. Gene Ontology annotation, biological process: response to wounding. Gene Ontology annotation, molecular function: serine-type endopeptidase inhibitor activity. The record is from RefSeq and is a predicted model, not a curated record.
UAACCAAGAUAUCAAAGACUGGGACAAAAUCAAUACUAAUUCUUUGCUCUUAAAAUACAAGACAACCCAGGUAGUUUUUUAUCAGAAUCAUGGCAGAGGAACUAAAGAAGCUCCCCGAUCUUCCUAUAGAAUCACCAUCAUCUCCAUUACCCAUUCUUGAUUGGAGUAACCCACCACCACAAGCUGGGAAAAUGUCAUGGCCAGAGUUGGUAGGUGUGACAGCAGAGGAAGCAGAAAAGAAGAUAAAGGAGGAAAAACCAGAGCUGGACAUACAUAUAAUUCCACCUAAUUCUAUGGUGACUAUGGAUUACCGUUUAGAACGGGUCCGUAUUUUUGUAGACGCAUCUGGAAAAGUUGCCCAAGAGCCUCGACUUGGCUAAUCAUCUUUCCAAAAAUCACUUGUCAACAAUGAGAAUCAAAUGCCUUUUCUGGUUUUCUCUUUGAAUUAAUGCUGUACUACUGUGUCUAUGUGUAUGUUUAUGUCUAUCUCAUCUGGUUUCUCCUUAGAUUAUGAAUAAAGGUUGGCAAAUAAGCUAUCAUGUCAAUAGGUUCUUGUUUAUAAAGUAAAAGCUUCCUUCCGUAA